This is a messenger RNA of Daphnia magna, 1868 nucleotides long. RefSeq lists its product as uncharacterized. The transcript is spliced from 6 exons. The record is from RefSeq and is a predicted model, not a curated record. The coding region runs from base 260 to 1516 and encodes 418 amino acids. NCBI's taxonomy places the organism in Eukaryota, Metazoa, Arthropoda, Branchiopoda, Diplostraca, Daphniidae.
AGCUUUCACACAGGGCCAUCCCCUCUUCUUGUUGUUUUUGUUGUUCUUCCGAUACGAAUUGUGCAAUUUGGAAUUAUUUAUUGGAAAUUUGGAAUAGAUACAUUAAAGAUCAGGAAAAAAUAUACAUGUAAAGGGAUCAUUUGAGAUAUGUGAAACAUUAAACUGCGAUUACAUAAUUAUAUUUAGCGCUACAUGUCGCAUUUUUUUUAGUUUCACGUUUACGCUAUGUCAUUUAGGAGACUACCUUAAGGUAUUAGAAAUGACCUCUUUUCCUGGGAGCCAACAAACUUAUGAGUACCAUGCUGUUGACAACUUUGAAGUCCGUUUGGAAAACCGGAGUUCUGGAUGUUGGUCAUCUUCAUCUGUGAAAUUAAUCCAACUGUGUUGCAUUGGAAUAUUGCUUCCAAUAGUGUGGAUUCUAGUUCCUGUUUAUGCCCGUCUAUUUUCAUAUGCUAAUUCUGCUGUGCCUUUAGCAAAUACUCAGAUGCGUGUAUUAGAUUCAAAUUUCUCUACAUUCUGGUGUCAAGGUCAUCUUCUUCAGACAAAUGUUACCUUUGAUGCCUAUUUGAUGGAUAGCAAACCUAGCGCUUCCUCACACAAUCGACAUUUUACUCAUCACUUUGAGUUGGAUGAUGAUCUCAAAGAAUUUUGGGGAUUUUAUUUGUUUAAAGGUUCGCAGCUGACGGUUAGAUCUUGUGCAAGAUAUAUGGGAGCCAGUAUUACACUUGUCAAAGGAAAUACUUCUCUAAAGUUGCUUUCAUGUCUUGAAGAAAGCUUUACUUCUAGUGACGAAGAAUCUCUAGAACGAAAGAAAAAUUUUACCAUGCUGGGAAAACCGCAUACUUCUUCCCAUCCAUCAAGCGAAGACAAUAUUGAAGAUGGCACGGUGAGUAAUAACAUAGCUAACGGCCAGCCAAUGCUGAUUUCGAAAUUGGACGAUGACGUAGAAGAAAUCGAAAAUGGUGCAUUUGAAUUGGUUGAUGGUGAAGUAAUAAAAGAAAAAGACGCCUUAACGAAUUCAAAAUUGGAUGGCACAUCGGCGUCGGGUGAAUCAUUAACUUCCAGCUCAGAGGAGGCAUUGCUUGCUUGCGCUAGCCCAGUGAUGAAUCAGUUUGUGAUUCCUGACGAGAACUGCAACUCAACGAACACAAAGCAUAGCGUUCUUCAAUACGUUGUUGACGACGAGGGAUAUUAUUCAAUCAUCUUCUCGAGCACUUUUGAACAAAACGGGCAGGUAAAAAACCCUGUUUCCACACAAUUCGAUAUACUCCAAAAUGUAUUUAACGUUACGAAUGCAGCGGCGUCUUGUCAUAAUACCACUGAGUGCCAUUUUCCUCUUCGAUUCGCGUCAAAUGAGCGAGUCGUAGUUACACUUUCGUCACCUCAUUACGAUGAUGGCGAUCGUGAUUUGGGCUCAAUGUUCUAUAUCGAAUCCCAGUGUAUUCCACGUACGCCAGUUUAUCUUGCAUUUGGAUUGACCCUUCCACUCAUUCUUAUUCUUUGUGCCUUCCUAUGACUUCCCGUUCGUUUGCUUUUCUUUGGCUGUAUAUUUAUCAGUCGUAAGGUUUUAGAUCGCUUUAGACAGUUGCUCAGAAAUGAUCCUCAAACCAUGUCGAUUUGCCUUAAAUCAGGGAACAAAUUUGGAUUAAAAUGUAAAGACAAGUGCGAACUUUUAGUUCUCCAAUAUGCAUUAAAAGUUCCUAAACAUUUUAUACCUAAACAAAAUGAAUGCAGGCAACAACGUUCUAAAUAUCCGACUGCUCAACCAAACAGGUUGUGGGGCACUGCGGAAAUAAAGUGGAUAUAGAUAUAGCGCUGUAUAAGGUACCAAAAGAAAAAUAAACAUUGCCGCGUUGACGCGAGAGAAA